AGUUUACGGGACGUAGGCGGCGGCGGCGGCAGCCGUAGCGGUUAUUAAGCGGCCCGCAGCGGACCAUGGUCCUGCGCGGGCGUCCCUGGCCUCUCUUCUCUGAGUUCUCAGGCAGCGUCGCGGAGCGGGCAGACUUCCGGGAAGGAGCUGACAAGAGAUUGAGCGGUGGCCGGCGCGCUUAGCGCCCCGAACAUGCGGCAGUCCCUGUGGGCGACUCCGGGCUGCGGAGAGGCGGCGGCGGCGGCGGCGGCUCGGGAGGGAAGGAGGCGGCGGCGCCGGCGGAGGUGGCGGCGGGGACGCCCGGCGCCCGGCGCGGAGCCCUAGGGCGGCUGCUUGGUGUGGCCUGGGGCCUCGUGGACAAGGAUGCUGUCCCGAAAAAAAACCAAAAACGAAGUGUCCAAGCCGGCCGAGGUGCAGGGGAAGUACGUGAAGAAGGAGACGUCGCCUCUGCUGCGGAAUCUUAUGCCUUCAUUUAUCCGGCAUGGUCCAACAAUUCCAAGACGAACUGAUAUCUGUCUUCCAGAUUCAAGCUCUAAUGCCUUUGCAGCUUCUGGAGAUGGAAUAGUUUCAAGAAACCAUAGUUUCCUUAGAACUCCAAUUCAAAGAACACCUCAUGAAAUAAUGAGAAGAGAAAGCAACAGAUUAUCUGCACCUUCUUACCUUGCCAGGAGUCUAGCAGAUGUCCCUAGGGAAUAUGGCUCUUCUCAGUCUUUUUUAACAGAAGUUAAUUUUGCUGUUGAAAAUGGAGACUCUGGUUCCCGAUAUUAUUAUUCAGAUAAUUAUUUUGAUGGUCAGAGGAGGCGCCCACUUGGAGAUCGAGCACACGAAGACUAUAGAUAUUAUGAAUACAACCAUGAUCUCUUCCAAAGAAUGCCACAGAAUCAGGGGAGGCAUGCUUCAGGUAUUGGGAGAGUUGCUGCUACAUCUUUAGGAAAUUUAACUAACCAUGGUUCUGAAGAUUUACCCCUUCCUCCUGGCUGGUCUGUGGACUGGACAAUGAGAGGGAGGAAAUAUUACAUAGAUCACAACACAAAUACAACUCAUUGGAGCCAUCCUCUUGAGCGAGAAGGACUUCCUCCAGGAUGGGAGCGAGUUGAGUCAUCAGAAUUUGGAACCUAUUAUGUAGAUCACACAAAUAAAAAGGCUCAAUAUAGGCAUCCCUGUGCUCCGAGUGUACCUCGGUAUGAUCAACCUCCUCCUGUCACAUACCAGCCACAGCAAACUGAAAGAAAUCAGUCCCUUCUGGUACCUGCAAAUCCUUAUCAUACUGCAGAAAUUCCUGAUUGGCUUCAGGUUUAUGCUCGAGCCCCUGUGAAAUAUGACCACAUUCUGAAGUGGGAACUCUUCCAGCUGGCUGACCUGGAUACAUACCAGGGAAUGCUGAAGUUGCUUUUCAUGAAAGAACUGGAACAGAUUGUUAAAAUGUAUGAAGCCUACAGACAGGCUCUUCUCACGGAGUUGGAAAAUCGCAAGCAGAGACAGCAGUGGUAUGCCCAGCAACAUGGCAAGAAUUUUUAAGUUAAUUUUUUAAAAAUAAAAUUUAAGUUUUAUAAGGGCUUUAAAAUAUUUUCACAGAUAAAGAAAAACUGCAAACAAGUACUUUGGUUAAUAAAGGCAGCUUACUUUUUUGGAAAUUAUAAAAUUCU
Molecule: messenger RNA, 1646 nt
Organism: Eubalaena glacialis (North Atlantic right whale)
Lineage: Eukaryota; Metazoa; Chordata; Mammalia; Artiodactyla; Balaenidae
Gene: SAV1
Product: salvador family WW domain containing protein 1
Exons: 5
Coding region: 364-1518 (384 amino acids)
Biological process (GO): hippo signaling; regulation of cell population proliferation; apoptotic process
Molecular function (GO): molecular adaptor activity; protein binding
Source: RefSeq, a predicted model, not a curated record